Molecule: messenger RNA, 4022 nt
Organism: Gambusia affinis (western mosquitofish)
Lineage: Eukaryota; Metazoa; Chordata; Actinopteri; Cyprinodontiformes; Poeciliidae
Gene: tmem276b
Product: transmembrane protein 276b
Exons: 4
Coding region: 306-1184 (292 amino acids)
Cellular component (GO): membrane
Source: RefSeq, a predicted model, not a curated record
GCGCAACUACAUCACCUCCCCUGCCUCCUCCUCACAGCGUUGGUCGCCAUCCAUCCCCUCUCCUCCUCCUGUACCAUAACAGAUGGUGGGAACAACAUUUCAUGCACCGGGCACCACAACAAUAGACCGCAGCAUCCCGUGCACCCCGUUACGGCCUUGCAGCAUCAUGAUCCCGGCGAAGGACUGCAGGAAGCUCUGAGUGCCGUCGUGAAUUGUUUCACGCCGGUACCAGCCAAAACCAUCACCACCACGGCCACGGAGGAACCUUCUUGCCACUGUUUGGGCUCUCCGCCGAGCAAAGGAAGAUGGCCGCUAUGAAAAUAUUAACCAGCGCUGGGCUUUUCUUGGCUUUUUGCGCGCUGGGUCUCCUCGCUAUGGCGAUCUGCACCGACUACUGGUACGAGACCGACGCCAGGAGACACCGAGAGAGGUGCAAAAACUAUGCCAACAAGCGGAACGACCCCGGUUACAUCUACAUUUCAAACCACAACCUCCCCCUCCAGAUGCCUCCAAAAACCGGCCCAGAUGCUGCUCCUCUCGUUAGGGGGAAGCGGCACUUUCUGCCCGCGUCGUCGUCAAUGGAGUCCCACUGCAGCCGACAGUUCAACUCUACCGUCUCCGGGCUUUGGAGGAAAUGUCACCGGGAAGGAUUCGACCUGGAGACCGAGGACCUUAUUUACAAAGGAGUAAUUCAGAGAUGUACCCCAGUCAAGUAUCACUAUUCCUCGUCCAUCCUUCCAAGGAAUUUACCCAUCAACAUCACAAAGACCAUACGUCAGGAUGAGUGGCAUGCUCUCCAUCUAAGAAGAAUGACAGCUGGCUUUGUGGGCAUGGCCGUGUCCAUCAUUCUCUUUGGUUGGAUCAUUGGAGUGCUGGGAUGCUGCCAGCAGCAUGACCUCAUGCAAUAUGUAGCCGGCCUACUCUUUCUCAUGGGAGGAACAUGUUGCAUCAUCUCCUUGUGCACAUGUGUGGCAGGAAUCAACUUCGAGUUGUCCCGCUACCCGCGCUACAUGUACGGCCUCCCUGAAGACAUUAGCCAUGGCUAUGGUUGGUCCAUGUUUUGUGCCUGGGGGGGCCUCGGCCUCACAUUGCUGGCUGGCUUCCUCUGCACUCUGGCUCCCUCCUUGAGCACGCCCGCUCGCACGACAACCCACAAGCCGAGGCAGGAGAACGGAACCGUGUGACAUGAGGUGUCACAAGGAGACUGACCCACCAAACGCACAAAGCACACCUUUCCAUGUUUAACUCUGAAACAGUUCUCGUGUAAUCACCGUAUCACAACACCCUCAACAUGGCCAUAUCCUUUCAGUGUACAGUGUGCCUGAUCUGUGACAAAAACGCAACAAAAUAAAAGGUGAACUUCACACAUCAAACCCCUCGAUGGACCUUCAGGAACAUGAAGAACAACUUGUACAGCAGCUCAUGAGUGGGAAACGGCUUCAAAAAGGCCUCUUUGUUGUUGUUGUUUGUUUUGAUUUCUGAGAUGCAGUUUUCUGGCGCUUUAAAGAGAACAGAUAUCUCUGAAUAGAAUUACUCUUAAAAUGGUGCUCUUUGAAACAAAUAAAGCCACUUACACUCCUACAAAGGAAACACACAUGCAAGCACAUAUCUUCUCAGUUCCUCUGGAGAAAUCCUGAGAGAAAUCCUCAAAAAUGUCAACGAGACAAACGUCAGUCCAGAACAUCCUGAUCUCUGAUCUAUGUCAUUGUUUGUAAUGAAGAAAAAAAAAGGUAUUUUGUUGCUUGUAUCUUAGUGAAAAACACAAACUGGUAUAAAAAAAUUAAUCAGCUGCAUAAGGUUGUAAAAAUAUAACACCGGUGUGAUAUAUCACACUAGAGAAAAUUAACCUCAAACAUGAAAGAAAAUGCAUUUCUAUGUAGAACCACAUGUGUGUGUGAAAUGAAUUUUUUUUUUUUUACUUUUCUCUCCUAAAGGUAAACGAGGUUAAGAAUGAUUUAUAAACCCAAAAGCCAAGUAAAACAAAACAACAAAAAAAACCCAUAAAAAAUAUGACAACAGAGAAGCUGCUGAGCUCUGACCUGAUGUUGACGUUAUUACUCAUGCAGCCCUGUUGCUUGGUGACAGCUUAAUAAUAACCUGACAGAAACCAAGAAGUGGUACAAAGCUAUUAACUAAAGAAUAUAUUUUAGUUUUAUCUUAAUAAUGGCCGCCUUGUUAGUCUUGCAAACUCUGAACACAAGCACAUUAAGCUAUUUCGGAGAACAAGAAAGGCAACGGUGGUUAUCAGUGUAACACCACACUCAUGAUCUCCUAACUUAAUUAUGGAGAUGCUGUAAAGUCAAACAUUGUGAAGAGGGCAAAUAUCUCCAUAUCAUUUGCAGCACAGAAAACAAGCAGGAAACGGGCAGCGGUCCUAAUCAAAUGUACUGCUCCCUUUGCAAUUAGUGACACUCCUGUUAAAGAUCUCUAAAACAUCUUAAAAUAAAUAAUUUAUUAUAGCACCAUCAACUGAAGACUUUCAGAAAAAAAUUAUCUUUAAUUUGUGUACAUUUACACAGCCGGUGGGGGGAGGGAGAAACUUCAUGUUGAGAAAUAAAGUGCUUUUUUUGUCUGUUAUGUAGUUAUUUGUACCCUUAGCAAUUUUUCUGAGACUUGAAAUUUUCAUCUUUGAUUUUGUAUACUAAUUGUUUCCAUAUUUUAAGAUUCAAGCUGCAGGUUGAAUCCUAGCGCUUGUCUUUCUGCAUAAACCUUUCUCCCUGCGAAAGCAAAGGUUCUCCCCAUCUUCACCCCACACUAAAAACAUGCCUGUUGGAUUAAUUGGCUUCUCUAAGAAGCCAAUUAAAACCCUGACAAGAAAAGACAGCGUUCAGACAAUGGAUGGUUUCAGAACUUUUAAUUAGUAAACUGUUCCAUUUACCUGGAAUAUAAAUUUAAUGUGACACCGUCGCACAUUUGAUUUAGCCACCAGGAUGGAUAAGCACCCCAGCUAAUUUUACCGUUAUGCAAAGUAAGGUAGAUGGGUAAAAAAAAAAAAAAAGGAAAAGUCAUUACUAGAGCACUGCAGCAAAUAUUGGCGUCUUGGCUUCUCUGAAUCUGGUUAUUUGAAAAAAAAAAAACAGUCUUUAUUAUUAGAAAUGUAGGGAUGUGCAGUUUUUCAAAUGCUAUCUUGGCUUUUUCUGGAACUGUUCUUAGGGUCAAUAGAUCAAGACUGAACUUUUUAGCUAUAUUCCAGAUGUGUCUGGAAAAAUAAUAACAAUAUGUUUGGAAAAGCCCCUCAUGCUCACUGCUAUACAUAUGCUAUACUUUCCUUUGCAAAUGCUCUUGAAACCUUCCUAGAGUUAAACGGAGUCAUGAACUCUUUGAGAUGCCAGAAAAUUCAUCCAGAGUUUCUAAAGGUUAACGAUUCAAAACAUUUGGCUGAAUCAGGGGACAAAUGAUUCCCCAGGCACAAAAUAGACCUUCUUCAAUGGACUCAUUGUUAAAGAAAACAUCUGAUGAGGUGAAGAAGAGGCAGCUUCAGAGGUUCAGGACUAGAAACAUCCUCUUUCUAUAUGGUGCAAAUACUAUAGGAGAGAAUUAAGUGCUGAUCUACGGUCAAAAAGGGGUUUUGCAGAGUAUUAACAGCAGGGGUGCCGGUGAUUGAACCGCUGAUGAUUCUGUGAAAAACAUUAUUUCUCAACAUGGGUUUUUUUUCUACUAUGGCGAGUUCAUUUAAAAACUCAUUUUGAUUUAUUUUAUGCUUCUUUACCAGAGGUGCCAAAAAAUGUGAAGAGGGUUAUGUACAUUAUAAAUGGAGUUUAUUUAAUUUGUGAUAAAAUAAAAAUCAGAAAUGCAGUGUUUAUUCCAUAAGAGGUUUAAGACUGAGGCUAGGGUUACCUAUCUGACAGUAUCACAGUGUCCCUUCUCAAACUGUAAAAUAUUUUUUUUUCUAUUAAGCAAAAACAACCUUUAUUGUGUACUAACUUUUAACAUGUGAAACUUGCAAAGACAUGGAAAAUAUACUAUCACCCAUGUUUGUUUUAAUUUGUUAUUCGAUCUUUUUUUUUUUUUUUUUUUUUUUU